Molecule: messenger RNA, 742 nt
Organism: Pterocles gutturalis (yellow-throated sandgrouse)
Lineage: Eukaryota; Metazoa; Chordata; Aves; Pterocliformes; Pteroclidae
Product: nuclear pore membrane glycoprotein 210-like
Exons: 4
Cellular component (GO): nuclear pore
Source: RefSeq, a predicted model, not a curated record
AUAUCGAUUAAUGUACCUCAGAGGACUACAGCAGUGCAUGUGAGUGGGGUGAGAGCAAGCUCACAAGGAGUUGCAGCCUCAAAAGUGAUGGUUUCAAUUGGGGAAAGAAAUAAAAAUCUGAAAGGGGAGUGCUUGCCUGCUCAGACUGAAGCCAUUGCUGAGUUACAGCCACAGUCCCUUAUCAGUUGCCAUCUAGAUUUUAACAAUGAUGCGUUUGACUUCCCAGCACAUGAUAUUUUUAAAGCAGAACCUGGAUUUGAUGCAGUUUCAGGACGUUACACCUGUUCCAUCACAAUGCACAAGCUCACUGACAAGCAGCUGAAGCAUCUCAGCAUGAGUAAAACUGCACUGCGAGUUACGGCUUCAAUCCAAGGCAGCCACUUCUCUGGAGAGCAGAUCAGCACUGAGGUGCAAUUCAAUCCAGGGUUUUAUGCUGACCAAACGGAAAUGCUAUUAAGUAACCAUUACCCAAGCUCUGAUGUGAAAAUAUUUGGUGCCACUGAAAUUCUUGAUACCCUGGAGGUGAAAUGUGGGUCACCAGCACUGAAGGCAUUCGAGAAAGAGAGAUUCUAUGGUCUGCCUAGUUAUGCAGUCUACACCGUCAGCCUGUCUGAUCCAGGAGCUUCAAGCCAGGGAUCCUUAUCAGCCACUCUAGCUAUCUUUAGUCCUGUGACUGACCAGUCUAUCACUAUCCCAGUGACAGUGAUUUACUUGACUGACAGAACGAGUGCACCAGUGAGAC